AUGGCUAAUUUUGCAGGGAAUGGUUUGUCACGGGCGAUGAGUAGUGGGAGAAGUUGGAGGUCACAGAGUGUGAGGGAGAUAUUGCAAGGUCCACCAGAUGUGUUUAGUAGUAACAGGAGGGAAAUGGUGGUCGAUGAAGAGGAGGAGCUCAAGUGGGCUGCCAUUGAGAGGCUGCCUACUUAUGAUAGGAUGAGAAAAGGGAUGUUUAAGCAGGUUGUUAGUAAUGGAAAAAUGAUCUCAAAUGAGAUCGAUGUUACUAAAAUUGGUGCUGAGGAUAAGAAGCUGUUGAUGGAGAGUAUUCUUAAGGUUGUUGAAAAUGAUAAUGAGAAGUUGCUUAGGAGACUCCGAGAUCGAACUGACAGGGUCGGAAUUGAGAUUCCAAAGAUUGAAGUGAGGUUCCAAAAUUUAUCUAUUGAGGGAGAUGCAUAUGUUGGCACACGAGCACUUCCAACUCUGUGGAACUCCACCCUGAACACACUGGAGGCUGCGUUAGGGUUGAUUGGACUUUCUCCAUCAAAGAAAAGGAUAGUUAAAAUACUUCAAGACGUGAAUGGGAUUGUCAGACCAUCAAGGAUGACACUGCUUCUUGGGCCUCCAGGUUCAGGAAAAACAACCUUGCUAAAAGCACUGGCAGGCAAAGCUGAUGAUGAUCUCAGAGUUUCAGGAAAAAUCACCUACUGUGGCCACGAAUUUCAUGAAUUUGUUCCUCAGAGGACAAGUGCUUAUAUUAGCCAGCACGAUCUUCAUUACGGUGAAAUGACAGUUCGGGAGACACUGGAUUUUGCUGGUAGAUGCUUGGGAGUAGGAACCCGAUAUGAUAUGCUAGUGGAGUUGUCAAGAAGAGAGAGAGAAGCAGGUAUUAAACCAGAUCCUGAGAUUGAUGCAUUCAUGAAAGCCACGGCCAUGAUGGGAUUAGAAACCAGCUUGAUCACUGAUUAUGUGCUGAAGAUUCUUGGAUUGGAUAUUUGUGCUGAUAUUAUGGUGGGAGAUGACAUGAGAAGAGGCAUUUCUGGAGGGCAAAAGAAACGUGUCACUACAGGUGAAAUGUUGGUAGGACCAGCAAAAGCAUUUUUCAUGGAUGAAAUAUCAACAGGACUGGACAGUUCCACGACUUUCCAAAUAGUCAAGUUCAUGAGACAAAUGGUUCACAUUAAUGAUGUAACUAUGGUUAUCUCUCUCUUACAGCCAGCACCAGAGACAUUUGAGCUUUUUGAUGAUGUUAUCCUGCUUUCCGAUGGUUGGAUUGUCUACCAAGGACCGCGUGAGAACAUUCUUGAGUUCUUUGAAUACAUGGGAUUUAGAUGCCCCGAAAGGAAAGGGAUUGCAGACUUUCUUCAAGAGGUUACCUCAAAGAAGGACCAACAGCAGUAUUGGUUCAAAAAUAACCAGCCUUAUUCAUAUAUCUCUCCAAAGGAUUUUGCGAAUGCCUUCAGUUCUUUUCACAUAGGACAGCAGCUCACAAUAGACCUUAGAGUUGCUUAUGAUAAGACCAGAACCCACCCUGCUGCAUUGGUGACACAGCAGUAUGGAAUUUCAAAUUGGGAGCUCUUCAGGGCAUGCUUCACACGUGAAUGGCUGCUCAUGAAGCGGAGUUCUUUUGUUUACAUAUUUAAAACGACACAGAUAACCGUCAUGGCAGUAAUUACCCUGACAGUGUUUUUAAGAACUGAAAUGAAAACUGGUCAAAUUGAUAAUGCUGCUAAGUUUUGGGGAGCAUUAUACUUCAGUCUUAUCAAUGUGAUGUUCAAUGGAAUGGCAGAGCUACCAAUGACAGUUGCUAGGCUUCCUGUGUUUUUUAAGCAGAGGGAAAGUCUAUUCUACCCAGCAUGGGCCUUUGCAGUACCAAUUUGGGUCCUACGUAUUCCCAUUUCAGUGAUGGAGUCCUUAAUAUGGAUUCUUUUGACAUAUUACUCCGUUGGAUUUGCUCCUUCUGCUAUUAGGUUCUUCAAACAGCUCUUGGCAUUUAUCAGCAUACAUCAUAUGGCUCUCUCUUUGUUUCGCUUUAUUGCAGCAGCUGGGAGAGUAGAAGUUGUGGCAAACACCCUUGGAACCUUCACCCUGUUAGUGGUAUUUGUGCUAGGAGGAUACAUUAUUGCGAAAGAUGACAUCAAGGAUUGGAUGAUAUGGGGUUACUAUGUUUCUCCAAUGAUGUAUGGACAAAAUGCCAUUGCCAUCAAUGAAUUUCUUGCUGAAAGAUGGAGCAAGCCCAGCAAUGGCUCAGAACCUACAGUUGGAAAGACCAUUCUUAAGGACAGAGGUCUAUUUUUCACGGAAACCUGGUACUGGAUUGGUGUAGGAGCUCUUUUUGCAUUUUCUCUGCUGUUCAAUGUUCUUUUUAUUGGAGCAUUGACAUUUUUAAAGCCUCUAGGAGAUAAUAAAGCUGUUAUUCUUGAGGAUGAUGAGCAAAACAAGGAUAGACGGCAAGUAGCAUCAAAUCCUGGAGGUGUUCAACUGGCAGUAAGAAGUGCUCAGGAAAAUGGAAACUCAAUCGUUAGUGAAACAAGCAUCCAAACAGCUAGAGGAAUGGUUUUGCCUUUCCAGCCGCUUUCCCUUGCAUUCAAUCAUGUGAAUUACUAUGUGGACAUGCCUGCAGAAAUGAAGACACAAGGGGUUGAUGAAGAACGAUUGCAGCUACUGAGAGAUAUUAGUGGUGCUUUCAGGCCUAGCAUUCUGACUGCAUUGGUUGGUGUCAGUGGUGCUGGAAAGACCACAUUAAUGGAUGUCUUAGCAGGUAGAAAGACUGGAGGGUAUAUUGAAGGAAGCAUAAGCAUUUCAGGCUACCCAAAAAACCAAGAAACUUUUGCCCGAGUUAGCGGUUAUUGUGAACAGAAUGAUAUCCAUUCGCCUUAUGUAACUGUUUAUGAAUCGCUUCUUUACUCAGCCUGGUUACGGCUUGCUUCUGAUGUGAAUACAGAAACCCGAAAGAUGUUUGUAGAAGAAGUCAUGGACUUGGUUGAGCUUAAUCCUUUGAGGAAUGCUCUUGUUGGACUUCCAGGAGUUGACGGUCUUUCAACUGAGCAGAGAAAGAGACUUACUAUUGCUGUUGAAUUAGUUGCUAAUCCUUCCAUCAUCUUUAUGGAUGAGCCCACUUCAGGACUUGAUGCCAGAGCUGCUGCAGUUGUAAUGCGUACAGUUAGAAACACUGUGAAUACAGGUCGAACUGUGGUGUGCACAAUUCACCAGCCAAGCAUAGAUAUUUUUGAAGCUUUUGAUGAGCUGCUGUUGAUGAAGAGAGGAGGACAAGUGAUAUAUGCAGGACCGCUUGGUCCCCAUUCUCACGAGCUUAUCAAAUAUUUCGAGGUUAUACCAGGCGUUCCCAAGAUAAAAGAGGGCUAUAAUCCGGCUACCUGGAUGUUGGAUGUCAGCACCUCUGCAAUGGAGGCCCAACUUGAGGUUGAUUUUGCAGUAAUAUAUGCCAACUCUGAACUUUACAGGAGAAAUCAGGAGCUAAUAAAGGAACUAAGCACCCCUGUACCAGGUUCCAAGGACCUACAUUUUCCUACUCGGUACUCUCAGUCCUUUUUAGUUCAAUGCAAGGCUUGUUUUUGGAAACACAACUGGUCAUACUGGAGGAAUUCACAGUAUAAUGCCAUCAGAUUCUUCAUGACAGUUGUCUUCGGACUUAUAUUUGGUGUUAUCUUUUGGGACAAAGGAAAUGUAAUAUUUAAGCAGCAAGACUUAAUUAAUUUACUGGGAGCUAUUUAUGCUGCUGUUCUUUUCCUCGGAGCUACCAAUGCUUCUGCAGUGCAAUCUGUUGUAGCAAUUGAAAGAACAGUUUUUUACCGUGAAAGAGCAGCAGGAAUGUAUUCAGAGUUGCCUUACGCGUUUGCUCAGGUUGCAAUAGAAACUAUUUAUGUUGCAAUUCAGACUCUAGUAUAUACACUUCUUUUAUACUCCAUGAUUGGAUUCCAGUGGACUGGCCAGAAGUUCUUCUAUUUCUACUAUUUCAUCUUCAUGUGUUACACCUACUUCUCAAUGUACGGGAUGAUGGUUAUCGCGCUAACUCCUGGCCAACAAAUUGCUGCAAUUGUCAUGUCAUUCUUCUUGAAUUUCUGGAAUCUGUUCUCUGGUUUCCUCAUCCCACGUCCCCUUAUCCCAGUUUGGUGGAGGUGGUACUACUGGUGCUCUCCAGUUGCAUGGUCAAUUUAUGGUAUUUUUGCAUCACAACUUGGUGACAGGACCAAAGACAUUGAACUCUCUGAUAAAAGCACAAUGCCAAUCAACAAAUUCCUCAAGGAUAACUUGGGCUAUGACCAUGAUUUCCUCAUUCCAGUGGUUUUUGCCCACCUUGGUUGGGUCCUCCUAUUCUUCUUGGUCUUUGCCUAUGGCAUCAAGUUUCUCAAUUUCCAAAGGAGAUGA
Messenger RNA from Coffea arabica (coffee), 4359 nucleotides. Its product is annotated as pleiotropic drug resistance protein 2-like. Gene Ontology annotation, molecular function: ABC-type transporter activity; ATP binding; ATP hydrolysis activity. Gene Ontology annotation, cellular component: membrane. Lineage: Eukaryota; Viridiplantae; Streptophyta; Magnoliopsida; Gentianales; Rubiaceae. The record is from RefSeq and is a predicted model, not a curated record.